Messenger RNA from Benincasa hispida (wax gourd), 2469 nucleotides. It is a transcript of the gene VIP4, whose product is annotated as leo1-like family protein. NCBI's taxonomy places the organism in Eukaryota, Viridiplantae, Streptophyta, Magnoliopsida, Cucurbitales, Cucurbitaceae. Gene Ontology annotation, molecular function: RNA polymerase II C-terminal domain phosphoserine binding. Gene Ontology annotation, biological process: transcription elongation by RNA polymerase II; positive regulation of transcription elongation by RNA polymerase II. Gene Ontology annotation, cellular component: Cdc73/Paf1 complex; nucleus. The record is from RefSeq and is a predicted model, not a curated record.
AAAAGAAAGAAGAAGAAAAUCCAGAUCCUAGCGACUAACCCUCCCUCGUAACAUCGGAGCCCUUGGACCUGUUCUGAGUUCCUCUAGUUCUUUCGUUUUCCGGCAAACCUACAAAAUCACCGUCAGGCGCUCAAGGACGACGAUCACACGGCGACAUGGGGGAGGAGAAGAGGCACCAGAUGAUGCAGAAUCUCUUCGGAGAUCAAUCCGAGGAGGAAGAAGAGAUUGACUCCGAGCACGAGUCCAAUCCGCAACCCAAUUAUGCCUCUGAUGAAGGAGAAGGAGGGGUGGAGCCUGAAGGUGAAGGUGAAGUGGAGGGACAUGGGGAGGUGGAAAUUGAGAGUGAAGGUGAGUUGCAGGAUGUUGAUCCGGAUCCUGGAGAAAGUGAGGGUGAAAGGGAUCAAAGUUCUCAAGAAGUAGACGUGGGUCACCAUAGAGAAGAAGAAAGUGAAGGGAAAGAGGUGGAUAGCGAUGAUAGGGAAGAAUACGAUCAAAGAGUGGUAACAAGCAGGAGGCAUGAUUUAGUUGAAAGUGAAUCCGAGAGGUCCGAAGAAAAUCAUUAUAUUGACAAUGAAGACGAAGAGGUGGAUCAAACUAGGAGUCCAAGGGAGGAGAGGGAUCACAGUUCACAUCCAGUUGCUGAAAUUCGUGAUGUAUUUGGUGAUUCUGAUGAGGAAGAGGAAGCAGAAUAUGCAGUUGAAAAUGAUAUUAAGCAAGAUUCAGCUAGGUCACCUAUGGAAGAGGAGGGGAGCUUUGAGAAGAGUCCAAGACCAGAUGAUAUAAUUCCCGACGAAGGUGCUCGGUAUGAGUCAGAUGCUCGUUAUGAAUCAGAAGAGGAAAAUUUCGAGGUAAAACAUAAAGAGAAGCCAGUUGGGCCUCCAUUGGAGCUAGAGAUUCCAUUACGUCCUCCUCCUGCUCGCCCAGAAAAGAUGAACAUGAUAAAAGUUUCCAAUAUUAUGGGCAUUGAUCCAAAACCAUUUGAUCCCAAGACAUAUGUGGAAGAGGAUAUAUUUGUGACAGAUGAAUCUGGAGCUAACAAACGCAUACGCUUGGAAAAUAACAUUGUCCGCUGGAGGACUGUUAGGAAACCUGAUGGCACAACAAAGUAUGAAAGCAAUGCACGGUUUGUGAGGUGGUCAGAUGGCAGUUUGCAACUGUUAAUUGGGAAUGAAGUGCUUGACAUAAAUGUGCAAGAUGCAAAGCAUGAUCAAGCACACUUGUUUCUCCGGCAUGGGAAGGGAAUUUUGCAAUCACAAGGCAGGCUUAUGAGGAAGAUGAGGUUCAUUCCAUCAUCCCUGACAUCAAAUUCUCACCGCUUAUUAACUGCUUUGGUCGACUCACGACAUAAGAAGGUGUAUAAGGUUAAGAAUUGCAUAACGGACAUUGAUCCUGAAAGGGAAAAGGAGGAAAAAGAAAGGGCUGAAAGUCAAACAAUCCGGGCAAAUGUGCUUCUUAAUCGGAAAAAGGAAAAGGUUAACAAGAAAUAUGCUCCUGUAAUUGAUAGAAGGCGCCAACUAUCACCUGGGUUCUUGGAAGAUGCCCUUGAGGAGGAAGAUGAAACAGAUUAUAUUGAUGCACGUCGCUCCCGUCGCCGCUUUGAGGAAGAUUUGGAAGCGGAAGCUCGAGCAGAAAAACGGAUUAUGAAUGCGAAGAAGGGAACUAGAGACAUCCCCCGGAAGCCAUCCUUUCCCGCUUCUAAAUCAUCUGGGCGUCCUGUGGAUUUCUCAGACAGUGACCGGGAAGAGUCAGAGUACGAAAGUGAAGGAGAAGAUGAUGCUCCUGGAAGAGUUGAAGAACCAGAGCAGGAGUAUGAGGAAGAGGGGGAAGAAGAUGAUGAACGUGGUGAAGAGGCAGAAGUUAAUGAAGUUUCAGAUAUGGAUGAAGAGGCUGAGGAGCCCAAACACAAGGUUAGAGAUUAUGGGGGCAGUCACAAGCGCAAGGGGAUUGAGUCUGAUGAGGAGUCUCCUCCAAGAAAGGUUGCAACCCAUCGUAGGAUGGCAGUUGUUUAUGACAGCGAUGAGGAGUGAAAACUUGCUUCAUAUGAGAUAAAUAAAAAAUAGGUGAGAAGAAGCGAAAUAAGAAACUGAAAGGUGUAUUUCAUUUUCCUUUCUAAUUGGCGGCAACAGUGGCAUGGUUGAAUCAUAUAAAGCAAUGUAGCAUUCUACUCAGAGCGAGACGAACUGCAGAACAAGUGGGAACUAAAGAAUUCACCAACGUAACUGAAGCAGAUCCAAAAGGUUAUGGUAUGGGGCUCUAGUUUAUUCAUUAAUCCCACAUCUGUAAAUUGGUUACAUGCCAUGAAAAGUGGCGUUCUCUUGGAAUAAUUUUCUUAAUGCCAAAGGACCCAUUACUAAUUUCUGUUUACAAUGAAAAAGCAUUGAUUUGCAUAUUAUCAUGGGCCAUAUUUUCCCCUGUUCUUCGAAUUCUAUUAUCCCUUUAUAUUAUAUAUAGCACAGUGGCUUAAUGAAA